Anopheles gambiae (African malaria mosquito) is the source of this 4837-nucleotide messenger RNA. Its product is annotated as 1-acylglycerol-3-phosphate O-acyltransferase Pnpla3. The record is from RefSeq and is a predicted model, not a curated record. Gene Ontology annotation, biological process: triglyceride catabolic process; lipid homeostasis. NCBI's taxonomy places the organism in Eukaryota, Metazoa, Arthropoda, Insecta, Diptera, Culicidae. Gene Ontology annotation, cellular component: lipid droplet; cytoplasm; membrane. The coding region runs from base 778 to 2730 and encodes 650 amino acids. Gene Ontology annotation, molecular function: triacylglycerol lipase activity. The transcript is spliced from 10 exons.
GUAGCAAACAGUUGGACGGAGCGGGUCGUCCGAGAGUGAGUUCGCGUAUAGAAAAAAAACAACACUGGGUGUGUCGUCGUCGGUGUGUGUAUAGAAUAACGUGCUAAACAGGGAAACCAUCUACCAAGCCGUAGAGAGAGCGUAGUGCCAUUUUUUUUGUGGUUAUCUUGUUUGUUUCAAUUAUAAUACUGCCGGGUGAUUAUACUACUACUGCACGUGAUGUGCGAACGACGGGUUCACGAUCAAGGAUAGCUUCUUUCAGUGUGUGCAAACAAGGCCGACAGGAUGUAAAUCAUCAUCUCCCCGACAUCGGAAAACAAGGACAAGGUUUCAGUGCGUGUGUGUGUGUGUGGUUGAGUGUGAAGUGAAAGAAAACAGCUGAACAAAACACACCCACCCCCACCCCCAACAAGGACGUGAGCGAUCAUUCACAUUCCGAGCGUCAAGUGCAGCGAAAAAUAAUCAUCUUUAAACGGAAAUAUUCCAUUCCAACAGGAGUGUGGUUCGAGGGGGUUGAGGCGUGACGUAAAUACUACUUGUUGUGGGCCGUGUGUGUCACGUGUGAUAGCCCCGAAGUAGACAACGAACGCAGUCUCUGUGUGUGUGUGUAGUGCGCGGAGUGUUUAUAAAGUUUUAAAGCUACAAAGCAGCAUUUGUUUUGUUGGGUAAAGCCUUAGAAGAAAACAAGUAAAAAAAGGAUAGAUUUUCUUGGUGAUUGUGAUAGGAGGAAACCAGCAAAAACCAACAACAACGACAUCAAUUUCGCAACCUCCAAAGAUGAAUCUAUCGUUCGCCGGGUGCGGAUUCCUCGGCAUCUACCAUGUCGGUGUGGCGGUGGCGUUCAAGAAGUACGCGCCGCAUCUGCUGCUGCACCGGAUCAGCGGUGCGUCGGCCGGUGCCCUCGCCGCCUGCUGUCUGCUCUGCGACAUGCCGCUGGGUGAAAUGACGUCAGACUUCUUCCGCGUUGUCAAUGAGGCCCGGUCCCACUCGCUCGGCCCGUUCAGCCCGCGGUUCAACAUACAGACCUGCCUGCUGGAGGGGCUGCAGAAGUUCCUGCCGCCGGAUGCGCACGAGCGCGUCAACGGCAAGCUGCACAUCUCGCUGACCCGCGUGUACGACGGCAAGAACGUGAUCGUGUCGCAGUUCAACAGCCGGGAGGAUCUACUGCAGGCUCUACUGUGCGCGUGUUUCAUACCGGUGUUUUCGGGCCUGCUGCCGCCCCGCUUCCAUGGCGUGCGCUACAUGGACGGUGCGUUCUCCGACAAUCUGCCCACGCUGGACGAGAACACGGUCACGGUCAGCCCGUUCUGUGGCGAGAGUGACAUCUGCCCGCGCGACAACAGCUCGCAGAUGUUUCACGUCAACUGGGCCAACACCAGCAUCGAGCUGUCGAAGGAAAACAUUAACCGGUUCGGGCGCAUCCUCUUCCCGCCGAAGCCGGAAAUACUGUCCUCGUUCUGUCAGCAGGGCUUCGACGAUGCGCUCAACUUUCUGCACCGCAACAAUCUGAUCAGCUGCACGCGCUGCCUGGCCGUGCAGUCGACGUUCGUGGUCGCGGAGCAGCCGUCCGCCAGCCUGGAGGAGAAGAUCCUGGAGGAGUACGAUCCGGAGUGUAGCGAGUGUCAGGAGUGUACGCAGCACCGGAAGAAUGCGCUCGUCGGCAGCAUGCCGGACAAUGUGCUGACCGUGUUCCAGACGUACAUCGAGCAGGCGAACAAGGGUUUGAUCAACUGGGUGUUUCGGCACCGGGGCGGCAAGCUGCUGACGGCCCUGUCCUUGCCGGCAAUCCUGCCCGCCGACAUUGUAUGUGCCACGCUGACGAAUAUCGUUGGUGGCAUAAUCGAGCAGCGACAGUUCCGCCACCAGGUGCUCGGCAAUGUCGUCUGCCCGACAGAACGUCCAACAGUUGGGCACCGCCAGCACCACCACCACCACCGGCACCACCAACAGCAGCACCACCGUACCAAAUGUUGUAACCAUUUUGUAUGCUCCUCCUCUUCCUCCCCGUCUCGAACGAUCGUUCCCCUUCCGUUUCCUCUCGACAGACUGGCAACGUUGGCCGUCCCCGAUCGGAUGCGCUUCCUGGCGCAGCUCGAGAACCGUCUAGCGUACCGGCUGAUGGGUGCCGCACCGUCGAUAGGCAAACAGAUCUGGGCGAUGAGUGAGUUUGUGCUGAAGAACCUGAACACGAUCCUGCUCCGGGUGCGACGGCGACAGAAGCAGCAGCAGCAGCAACUGACCGCGAACCUCCAGUGCCAGAUAGCGCUUACCGAGUACAACCAGAGCCAGCAGCAGCAGCAGCUGCAGCAGCAUCAUCAGCACAGCCAUCGCAGUUCAAUCAUCGACAUGCGAAUGGAGGACGGCAAACCAUUCGGCAAAGAAAUUACCCCCAGCUACAGCUCCGCCGGGCAUCAUUCGGCGAUGGGCGACCUCGAUACGUUCGAUCACAUCCUGCAGGUGUCGUCACACCACGACGCCAUGUACGCUUACUACUAUAUGGACGAAGACAAUAAGGUUAAGGUGACGGAGAUAUUCGACAUGAGCGAAAGCGACAAUCCUGCCCUGCAAACGGCCAACGAGCUCGAGGUGAACCAGCAGCUGGAGUUCGAUACCGACUGGGAAACGACACAGCCAGGUACUGCUGCUGGGCGGAAGAAGCGUUAUAGUUGGACGUCCACCAUGGCACAUUGUAUUUCCUCUACGCCAACUCGUACGGUGGAGACAAUAUAAUUGACAUCGAAGAGUUUAUCGAUCCCAGCGUCUUUAUGAGCGGCAACCAUCAUCAUCUCAUGAGCGGCAAUAACAACAACAACAACAACAACAACAACAAUGGUACCAACGGAGGCCCCAACACACUGUCCCAGUAUCCGAUCAACCCGUGGGAAUGCUCGCAGGUCGAAAUCGAGGAGCUGUCGGCGGACUUUAACGAUCCCUCGCUCGAGCCGGAAGCGGACCAGCAGACGAGCCUGAUGUCGGAGUCGGCCACCCUGCUGCUGAGCAAACCGCCCUCGUCCUACUCGAUCGAGAUGUAGAUCGUGUGUCGGUACAGAGCCAGACUUUUUCUGAUGGCAUGAAACAGAAAACCCAAGCGGCGCGCGCGCCCGACGCGACAAAUGGCGCAGGUAAAGGAGAAUCGGAGGUGCCUUACCUACUACUAGUACUACUACUACUACUAACACUGCUACUGCUGGCUCUCGUCUGGACGAGACAGAAUAUGGGGCCGCUGGCUCUCCCACGAAAGCAAAAUCGUGCAACGGAAACGUGUUACCGGAAUGAUAUUACCAUUUAGUAGCGACCAAAGUUACCUUUUCUUGAGGGUGGCGCAGUGGCCCCACCGCGCUCCCUUCCGUGCGUGCCUGCCAUGAUGUGGUGGAGGCAGUAAGCUUCAAAAGCCAAAGCGUAACGCCAAGAGAGCAACCCGACCAGCCCCGCGCGUGUGCCAUUGCUCGUACACUCGAUUGGCGCGUGAAAGAGAGAGAGAGAAAGAUACGCGGGACCAAAAGCGCGGAGACUUCUCACCAUAUCAAAAGACUUAGCAAACGUUUACAUAGAGAGAAACACAUACACUUACACGCCUACAGAGCGCGGAUUAGUAGAGGAGCCACGUGUUUUGGAAACGAUAAUAGCUGCAAGCGCUGAACUAGUAGGAAAGGUAUUUUGCACGUAGGCAGGAACCUAUCGUAUUUUGCUCUGGUGACGGUCAGCUGAGGCUCAAUCGAUCCACGGUGUGUAGUGCGUGGUGUAUAUGGAACCACCGGAAGCGUACCUAGAGUAUUUUGUUGUAUUUUGGUGGAAUCGAGCAUGCAGCGCCAGCCUUUACCAAAACAGAUUGUCUGAGGACGAGCUGCAAGCGCUGAAGAUGGCAUGAUCGGACGAUCGCGUAAUAAUGGUGCAUAGCUAAUUUUAACCCUUAGAAUUAUUUUUUAUUUUAUCUCCCUUCUCUCUCUCACACACACACUCUCUUUUUAUCAUUCAAUCAUUAUCUGUACAAUAUACCAUUCUCCCUGCUGGUGUGGAGAAUUUUUAAGUGUAAAAAAUAAUCGCAAAAAAUCAUACAAAAAAAAGAGAUAAUAAUUCGUACACAGCUUAAGACAGCUUGCAAAAGAGGCAACUUUUAACCGAGAUGUGAUUUACGGUGGUGCGUGUGUUAUGGUUCUUUAGGUUAGCGCGAACGCGAUCGGUUAAUUUAUCAUCCCUUCCCUCUUUCGCUUUGAAACGCUCCUCCCUUUCCAACUCGUCGCCACCGAAUGAUAUUAGACCAAGGGGGCUCGCAGGGGGGGGUAGGUGGUGUCGCUGUGAGGUGUGGUAUAGCAGCGAGCGACAAAAGAACAAAACAAAAAACCGCGAUUUUCACAAAAAGGCUGUGCAAUAGAGAGAAGAAAAACAAAGCUGUUUUGUUUAAAUUAAUCGUGAAAAGGGGGUAAGGCGAAGCGAAAUGGAUGGGCGGCAGAGUGUGGCUGUGCGCCAAAAGGGAGGUAGUUAUGCUUUAAACUUUUUUGCUGGUGUGCUAGAAGGAUGGGGGUGUGCACUCUGUUGCCAUGAGGGAAGAGAAAGGAUUUUUUGUUUUUGGGUUUUAAAAAGGACCUCGUGAGUUAGACCAGAAUCGGACAAGCAAGAAGGCGAAAGCAAAAACGACAAGAGAGGGAGGAAACCAUUAUGUGUAUUUUUACAAAAAACAAGAAAACAGAUUUAUAUGUGUAAAAUUAAACGAUCCUUUUGUGUCCCACCCAGUUCCUAGCGCGAGGGAAAAAUGUGACAGUUUGUUUAUUUAUAUGUACGGUUGAAACUAAGUGCUAGGUGUAUUUUGCGAAAAUAAAGAAACGCCAAAAGUAACGAA